Molecule: messenger RNA, 801 nt
Organism: Dioszegia hungarica
Lineage: Eukaryota; Fungi; Basidiomycota; Tremellomycetes; Tremellales; Bulleribasidiaceae
Exons: 7
Source: RefSeq, a predicted model, not a curated record
UCGAAGCGGAUCCCGGCGUCCUGGUUGCGCUUUCUGUGGUUCAUGACCUGUCUCGGUAUCGCCUGCUUCUCUUUGAUCGCGGGACAAGCGUACGCCAGUCUCUACCUUUCAACCCUGCCCCAUACUUCGUUGGACGCCGGGACUUGGGUGUACUCAUGGGUCAUCACGGUCCAGCUGCUUGCCCAGGUCUCUUUCUUCAUCCUCGGCGCCAAAGUCCGCUCUCGAGCCCUCCUCUUCCUGUACAAGCUAUUCUUUCAGCUAGUAUACCACAUCUUCUACCGGAACCUGUUCGCACGCCUCCGCUCUCCCUCGCAGUUCGCCACCGUCCAGCUCCUCUCGUCGAUAUCGGUCGUCAUCAUCUUCCCGCUGCAAAUGAGCAGAUCAUGGCAUCGCUUACUGCAGAUCGUCGUGGGGUAUCCGCAGCCGUGGGAGGAUCAUGCAGACAACGUGGCGACGAGCUUUUACGUUCGGGGUUUGGCGCAGAAUGUGACGAUGGUCGGCUUCUUAGGAUGGCUCACUAUACUCCACUUUGGUCCUAAUCAACAUGUCUACCCUUUCUUCCGAUUCACCCCUUCACCAGACGACCCAUAUACCUUCCAGCUCACGUUCCUCGCUAGUUGUGCUAUCUGGGGGUCUGAGCUUCUCAGCUCUCUCCUAGCUCGCCUGAUUAUGAACCUCGCCUUCAAGGUGGAUGUCUCCCAGAUCGGGCUAGACGAGAUGCGGGAAUAUCCAGAACUUGUACCUGCCUGCGGUACGUUUCUCAGCUAUGUAGCAUGCCGAGCGCUUGAGCUGAUAUCGUAG